Musa acuminata subsp. malaccensis (wild Malaysian banana) is the source of this 1290-nucleotide messenger RNA. RefSeq names its product upstream activation factor subunit UAF30. NCBI's taxonomy places the organism in Eukaryota, Viridiplantae, Streptophyta, Magnoliopsida, Zingiberales, Musaceae. The record is from RefSeq and is a predicted model, not a curated record. Gene Ontology annotation, cellular component: nucleus.
GGUGGGGAGGGACGGGAGGGCGUUAGAAGGGGGAGAGGGGCGAUGGUGUCGGACGCGGAGCUCGUUGGGCGGCUUCGGGAGGUACUCCGGGCCUCCGACCUCUCCACCACUACUACCACCUCCGUUCGCCGCCAGCUUGAGGAGGACUUCGGCAUCGAUCUCUCCGACAAGAAGGCCUUCAUCAGGCAGCAGGUCGACCUAUUUCUGAGCGAGCUUCACGACAAUAAGGACGCCGAGGAGGCGGAAGAGGAGGAGGAGGAUGCUGCGGCGCCGGCGGAGGCCGUGAAGGAGGAGGAGGAGGAGGAGGAGGACCAUGACGGUUCCGGAGAGGAAGAUGAGGAAGAGGAAGAAGAAGCGGGAGGUAUUGGGGAGGUUUUGGAUGAGGAGGAGGGAGACGAAGGGGAGGAGGACGACGAGAAGACUAACGAGGGAAGCAGCAAGAAGAGAAAAUCAAGUAAACCUAGUAAGGAAGUCAAGAAGCGGGGAGGUGGUUUUGCCAAACUCUGUAGUCUUUCCCCUUUAUUACAGGAUUUUGUUGGUGAACCAGAGUUAGCUAGAACUGAGGUUGUUAAGAGGCUAUGGGCAUAUAUUCGCGAAAAAAAUUUGCAAGACCCAAAUAACAGGCGAAAGAUCAUAUGUGAUGAGAAAUUGAAACCCCUUUUUAAUGUGAAUGUCAUUGACAUGUUUCAAAUGAAUAAAGCUUUGUCAAAACACAUUUGGCCUUUGAACUCUGAUGAUGGCCCAGUGACUUCUGCGAAGCCAAAACAGCAUGAUAAGCCCAAGAAAGAACUAGAAGGCAAGCGGCAAAAAGUAGGAUCAUCUGGACUUCUUGCGCCACUUCCACUUUCAGAUGAUCUUGUGAAGUUCUUUGGCACUGGCGAAAAUACAUUGUCAAGGUCUGAUGUUGUGAAAAGGAUGUGGGAUUACAUAAAAGGAAACAAUCUGCAGGAUCCUGCUGAUAAGAGGAAUGUGAUAUGCGAUGAGAAGCUAAAAGAACUUCUCAAGGUUGAUAGCUUCCAUGGAUUCACAGUUUCAAAGUUGCUGGCACCUCAUUUCAUCAAGGAAAAACAGUGAGAUGUACCUUCUAAUAUUUCUCUAAAAUCCAUGGAAAUGGAAAUUUUGUCCUUAGUGAACUUGAACUUUUCAUGAUUAAAUAUUUUGGUGCUUCAGAGUGGCAACAAACGGUUGACAAAUUGCUUUAUCAUCUUCUUACACUGUAUGACUAUAACUACUGAACUUGUUUUGUUCAUAGAGUUUCAAUGUCACAAUAUUGAAUUCAUUUUCUAAUCA